Molecule: messenger RNA, 726 nt
Organism: Rhopilema esculentum
Lineage: Eukaryota; Metazoa; Cnidaria; Scyphozoa; Rhizostomeae; Rhizostomatidae
Source: RefSeq, a predicted model, not a curated record
UCCACAAAGUCAGAGCAACAGAGGUAGCAGGGCUGCUGUAGCUGCGAAGGUGGCAGUAUAAGAGGCUUCAGAAAUAAGUAUAUUCCUCUGAGCAGUGCAGAAGCAGAUAUAAUAGGCUAAUGGAUUGAAACAUUUCUCAAGUUGGUUGACCCAGAAUAUGGCAUGUUUACAUGGCCAAGUGCACCAGUACUUGGACAGUUCAUCUUGAAGCACGAACAUGAGUGUCAUGGAAAGAAUGUUCUUGAGCUGGGAGCUGGAACAGCUCUACCCGGCAUAGUAGCUGCAAAAUGUGGUGCAAAUGUCAUUCUUAGUGAUUCAAGCAAAUUUCCAAAAUGCCAAGAAAAUGCUUUAAAGAGUUGCAUCUCAAAUAAUGUGGAAAGUAGAAUCAUCCAAGUACCGCUAACAUGGGGCGAAUUCACACCUGAGUUGUUGGACCUACCAAAAUUGGAUGUUAUUCUUGGAUCAGACUGUUUCUACAAUCCUAAUGACUUUGAAGACAUUAUUGUCACCAUUGCAUUUCUAAUGGAAAAGAACCCAAAUUGUGUCUUCUGGUGUACAUAUCAAGUUAGAAGCUCAAACUGGACUAUCGAGAAUAUACUCAAGAAAUGGAAACUUAAAUGUACACACAUCAAUUUGAGUUCCUUUGGUGGUGAUCAAGAAAAUCUGGGAGGCCACGAAAUAUCUCAAAAACAUGCUAUUCAAAUGCUUGAAAUCAAGAUGUUUUAG